Molecule: messenger RNA, 294 nt
Organism: Adineta steineri
Lineage: Eukaryota; Metazoa; Rotifera; Eurotatoria; Adinetida; Adinetidae
Source: the annotation of a GenBank genome assembly
AUGGGUUCGUCUCAGUCUACUAACGAAACUGAUGCAAAAAAUGAAGAUACCGUUAUACACGAAAUCUCUAACGUUAUUGCCGUAGCCGCAGGCACUCAUGUUGGUGCCACAAUUGCUGGUCCUGGUGGUGCAGUAAUUGGUGCGAAAGUUGGUGACUAUGUUUUGACUCCUGUUGUUGAAACGGUGGCUAAGAGUAAACCUGCUUCUGCUUACGAAACAUCUCAUGGUACGAUAUUCACUGGUGCGGGUGGCUCGUUUAUGUAUGGUCCUAAUGGUGAAGUUUUUGAAUUGUAG